AUGCUCGGAUUUGCGCUGUUGACGUCACGAGGCAGCCAGCAGUACACGGCGCUCAGUAUACACGAUCUAACGCAACAGAUUGUUGACGUCAAUAACAUGAUGGUGGCGUGCGAUUACGCGUCACGGUCGUUACCUCACAGUCGCCAUCAUCUGUCGCGGCCGUAUAUCCUUGAAGUGGAUGAACACAUGUCAAAAAUAUCUAAAAAUGAAAACAGCAGCUACUUUGCCGAAUGGAUACCCAGUAACGUCAAAACUGCCAUCUGCGAUAUUCAGCCAAGGGGACUUAAGAUGUGUGCUACAUUGAUCGAAAAUACCAAAGCCAUACAAGAGCUAUCUGAGAUUAUCUGA
Molecule: messenger RNA, 348 nt
Organism: Parnassius apollo (apollo)
Lineage: Eukaryota; Metazoa; Arthropoda; Insecta; Lepidoptera; Papilionidae
Source: the annotation of a GenBank genome assembly